This is a messenger RNA of Bursaphelenchus okinawaensis, 580 nucleotides long. NCBI's taxonomy places the organism in Eukaryota, Metazoa, Nematoda, Chromadorea, Rhabditida, Aphelenchoididae. The record is from the annotation of a GenBank genome assembly.
AUGGAAGUGCCUAUUUAUCAUCGACCGGACAAGGCUGGUAAGUCUAUUUUACUGUCUCAACCCUAGCCCCGAGCCCCGAGCCCCGAGCCCUAGCCCUAGCCCUAAGACGUAGCCUAAACUACAGCCUAAGCUAUAGCUUAAGCCAUAACCUAAGCCAUAGUCUAAGCUCUAGUUCUAGCCUAGCCUUAGCCCCAUCAUAAGGCCUAGUUCAAGCUCUAGCGCUAGCAUUAGCCCGAGCUUUAGGCUUAGUCCUUGCCUUAUCAUGAGGUCUAGUCUAAACCUAAGUCCUAGCCUAGACUUUUAUUCUCAAUAAGCGCUAGCUCAUUUUCUUAGUAUUGUAUUUUCAAUAUUACUAGUUCGACAAUAGAUGCCACUAAUGUUUCUAGAAAGACCAGCAAAUUGUCCAAAGAGUCAGAUGAGUGAGAUAAUCAAAGCUUGUACGGACGAAUGUCAACGUGAUUCGGAAUGUCCUUCACGGCGAAAGUGUUGUUGGAACGGUUGUGCCAAGCGAUGCACAAAGCCUUUGAUCAAGGAUCCAACCAACUACCUUAACCUGCCACUUCUCACCAACGAUGAUUGA